Molecule: messenger RNA, 4622 nt
Organism: Aplysia californica (California sea hare)
Lineage: Eukaryota; Metazoa; Mollusca; Gastropoda; Aplysiida; Aplysiidae
Product: toll-like receptor 4
Exons: 2
Coding region: 452-3751 (1099 amino acids)
Biological process (GO): signal transduction
Molecular function (GO): protein binding
Source: RefSeq, a predicted model, not a curated record
UUGGGUUUAAAAGCCCAUUGAUUGCAGCACUGUAUGGGCGCACUGCAUGGUUGUACACUUUCUGUUACUAAGAAUACAUAGGCCUAACACCCGUGGACUUCCACAUCCUUAUUUAAAGCAAUGCUUCUGCUUCAGAGACGGACAUACAUUGUGUUAUCUGCUUGACUAUUCUCAGGAGCUGCAUAUGACCAGGACCUGACUGACGAAAACUGACACCCGUUUCUUCUGCCUACUACACCUCCCUACAAUCAAUAAGCAAAUGUUUGACUGUCUUCAAGAAAAGGUUGCAGAGAAAAGUGUCGCCUGACUGGUGAACGACAACAGUGUAUGGGAUUCCAUGUUUCAUUUUGCCAUGACGUGUGGAAGGAGUUAACGAUCUCUCAGAACGAUCACAUCGUUCAACUUGAGAAAGGCAGUGUGCAUUCGUAGACGAGGUGACACACCGCAGAAAAUGAAGACAGGACCAAAGGUUGUUAUUUUUCUGGGACUUGCUGUCCUGUGGAAAGAUUUUGUACAAACCGCCAGUUUGCCCACAGCUGCUGAGGCUGAAAACGACGCAUGGACCAACAAAGCCUUUACAAGCCACCAGUACGACUGGGAAAAGGAAUCAUCUCUUACCCCCCGAGCCAUGCCCGGAGGUGAAUAUAGACGCGACCCUGAUGAUCCAGAAAUAUCGUCCAAGCAGACGUCAGGAACAUACCGGAGAUUCAGAGGGAAUGGCAUCGUCGAUAUGUCCCAGCAACUGACGAGUUAUGAUAGCAGCAGUGAAGGAAAUGAUGACCCAAGUUUGGCCUGGGAAUACGAGUCAUUGCUAGAUCGUGACGCAUCUACUCACCUUGGCGCGUACAAUUGCAGCGUGUCAACAUAUUGUGUCUGUCAUCGUGUAGAGCAUGGUCUUCACAUUUAUGCCAACUGUUCUUCUCUUCGUCUACACCACAUUCCGCAGGACCUUCCGAAGAACAUUCGUCACUUGAAAUUAGCUAAAAAUAGGCUACGUUGUCUCAACCUGUCAGUUUUGCUUGAAUAUCCUGGGCUUGCUUCUGUUGAUGCUCAAGAAAAUAAGCUGACUUCAGUUGUUGAACCUUCUUCAUUAACUGCGUCUCCUUCUUUGUUGGUUUUGCUAUUGGGCAAGAACCACUUUCGUUCAAUUGGAGAGAAUGCUUUCAGAAUAUUAACUUCUUUGGAGCGGCUGUCUUUGAAUCAUAACAAGAUUCAAUCGCUAACAAAUUUCACAUUCUCUGGACUAGACAAGCUGUACAUACUAGACUUAUCUUGGAAUGACAUCCAAUAUAUAGAACUCGGCACGUUUGACAGCGUACCAAAAUUGAGUACGUUACUUCUUAAUAACAAUCCGAAAUUCAGUUACUACCAAUCUCAUAUGGCUCCCAGGGUUUUCCUGAAUUUAAAAUCUCUCAGGGUUUUAAACAUUGUAGGUAACAGUGCUCUGUCUCAGGUGUACCCAAAUGACGCUCUUGGCUAUUUAACAAGUCUGCACGAGUUAAACAUGGACGGUUUGGCCAGAGGUGUAGCAUUGGGUCCGCAAGUUAAGAAUCUUAAACAUCUUAAGUCUCUUAAAAUUGGUGUUGGAGAGAAUGUUCUUUGUAAUAUUAGGAAUCUAACCUCUUCAUUUUUUGAGAACACACCGUACUUGGCAUCACUAAAUAUACAACACUGCUUGAUGGCACAGAUUGACAGUGAUGCUUUUGUCAACAUGUCCAAGUUACAAAGUUUAAAAAUCUCUUACUCCAGGAACCUUGGAGUCAGUGAAGCUUUACGCUCUUUGUCUAGUUUACAGAAUUCUUCACUGAAGUCCCUGGAGCUAGUUCACCUAGUUAGUCAUGGCGGUUACCCAUGUAGGUACAUAACUGAGGAGGAUUCGGUAUUUAUCAAGAACAUGAGGCUUGAACUGCUGGAUUUGUCGGAUAAUUUCCUCGCUAUGAUCGAGGGCAACUUCUACGAGGCUCUCCCAAAAACAUUAAAGACAUUAAUACUAAGGAACAACAAAUUCUCCCUAGCCACUUUUGACAUUUCAUAUUUGGCCAGUUUGAAGAAUCUUACGAAAGUUGACUUAACUUCUCAAAACAUUGGGAGAGUAAGAACGCCACCACCGAAGUCACAGAAAAACAAAGAUGGCGAGGCAUGUAGAUUUAUACCUUCAGAUAAUAUGGAUUCAGAGACGUAUCCGAAUGGAUUAAUGAACGAAUAUGAAUAUCCUGCAACGUCGAAGACACCUGUGCACACUGAACUACCAAAUGAAAACCAAACAAGGAAUCUUUCGGCUGUGGGAGACAGGAUCGAUGCUGAGGAAAAAACACCAGAGGCGAAUAACGAAGACGGCUGCACUACUCUACCUACAAACAUAGUUAAGAAGAUUGUGUUGCCCCCAAAUCUGCAAAUUCUUUGGACCCCACAGUUUAUACUUUAUGGAGAAAUAGUUUUAUAUCAAAGGGUGGAGGCAGGAUUAAAAGAGAUAGAUUUUUCUCACAGUUUUUUGUCUGAAUGGGGUGAAGGUAUGUUACAGAGGAGUGCAAGAAACGUAUCCCUAGAGGGAAAUUAUUGCAAAUACAUUCGUGAAGACUUUUUUCCUGAUAACAAUUCUCUUAAACUACUGAAUAUUCGCAACAAUAUAUUGGGGCCACAAUUUGCUAACGACGAACAGGGCAAAGUAUUCAAACAGCUUGUUCGUGUUCGAAGGCUAGAUUUGUCCAUGAAUUUAAUUUAUAGGUUGCCCCCAAACUUUUUUAACGGUUUGAAGAGUCUUAAUGAGUUGAUGUUAUCAGAUAACAAACUUCAGAGUUUGAAUUUUAGCGUAUCCAGUAUGCCACACUUGAAAGUAAUCGACGCCAGUAAAAACUCUAUCUCGUGGAUCGGUAGAACAACACGAGACGGUCUGGACUCAAUAGCCCUCCACCAUCCAGUGAGUUUAGAUUUGCGAAAAAACCCACUCCCUUGUACUUGUAAAGGUAUCGAAAUAUUGUCAUGGUUAGCAACGACCAACGUCCUUCUAACUGGUGAAGACUUCCUCGUUUGCCGAUUUGAAACCAAUGACUAUGUCACCAUAGGAAACCUGAGUCAACGUGUGCUGUUUAUGAAGAGACGCUGCAUCCCUAAGUUCAAUAUAGUCUUAAUAUCUGCUGCAUGUGCCUCAGUAUUUGUUUUUUUCUUGGGUUUCCUCUCGGUGUAUCGGUACCGCUGGAGGCUACGAUACUUGCACAAAGUGACAGUUUCCAAAUGGUUUGGGUUUCAUCCCAUUACGCAAACAUCACGCUGCAAGUUCGAUGCUUUCAUACUAUACGCCGAAGAAGAUCGAGAUUUUGUUUUAGAAACCAUGCUGACAGAGUUGGAGACAAAACGAGGUCACAAACUUUGUGUCGAAGACAGAGAUUUCAUGCCCGGUACCUUUAUCACAACAAACAUAACCUGUGCUGUGCAAAGUAGUACACUCACUGUACCUGUGAUCUCUCCUGAUUUCCUCUCUGGUGAGUAUUCCGAGUAUGGUGUCCAGAUGGCGCUUUGUGAGAUGGUCUUUGAGAAGCGUUCAGUGCUGCACCUGUUACUGCGUACGCCCAUGGACUACCGGCUUUUGUUUCGGGACCUCCUUCUGGUGAUUAGAGAUAACAAAUACACGGAGUACCCACCCCAGGCAGAGCUCGAGGACGAGAACAUCAAAAAUAAUUUCUGGGACGCAUUCUCUCGAGUGAUUGGCCAUGCAGAUAGCCAGUUUGAGCCCAUGCUAGAUGUAAUUGGAUAAGCGUAAUAAAAGUUUUGUUCCUGGUAGGCUCGAACAGUACCCAAACACAACCCGGAUAGGAAUCAACCACUGCCUGGACAUGAUUCAAACUCAGUUUGGAAGUAAGCUAAUCACUAGUCGGGUAUAAAUCAGUCGCAACUCAAACAGGAGCCUAUCACAGCUUGGAUAUAAAUCAAUUACAGCUCUAGAAUAAGCCAAUCACAGGUCAAAUAUAAACCAAUCACGCCUCGGAUAUUUGUCAAGUACAUCGCGGACAGGAGCCAAUCACAGCUCGGACAAGAAACCAAGCACAUCCCAGACAGGGCAGGAACCAAUCAGAACUCUGGAGGAGUCAGUCACAGCCCCGUCAGGAACCAAUUAUAGUCCAAACGGGAGCCAUUCACAGCAUGGAGAGGAACAUAUCAGAGACUUGACAGGGGCCAAUCACAACCUGGUGAUGAACCAAGUCACAGUCAGGAUGGGAGCCAAUCCCAAUUUGGAUAUAAGCCAUUUGUAGCUCGGAUAUAAGCUAGUCAUAGCCUGGACAUGAGAUAAGCACAUUCUGUACACGAGGCAAUCACAGCUCGACAGGAUCCAAAUCGCAGCUUGGACAGGAACCAAGCACAGCCUGGACAGGAACCAAUCAGAGCGCGGACAGGACAGGAAACAAUCAGAGCGUGGACAGGACAGGAAACAAUCAGAGCGUGGACAGGACAGGAACCAAUCAGAACAUCUAUGGAACCAAUCAGAGCGCGGACAGGACAGGAAACAAUCAGAAAAUGAAUGGAGCCAAUCACAGCGCGAACAGGACAGAGAACAAUCAGUUUAGUUUUAGUAGAGGUUUUACGGAGCUCGCAACUUCAUAAGGUCAUAUGAGCGCCAGAAGAUUAGA